AUGAGCAGAUGGAACCCUCCCCUGCUCGGCACCAGGUGCAGCAUUUUCCCCGGCCAUAAGAUUUGUCUUGAUGGGGGCGACGCGUUGGGGAAGGACGCCGUGCCGGCCCAGAAGGACAACGUGGUCGAGCCGCCAACGAGGCUCACCAAGGGCUUCAAUACAACCAGCACGGUCCAGCCCGCCCCAUCUAACACGGCGACGAUUGGCGAUGUCGUGCUUGGGCCCGACAUGAAGUCUGAAAUCAGGACGCUGAUGAUCCGCUACGUCGGUAAUGUCACGGAAGAAGAGGCUGAGCCGAGUGACGAGGUCGUGAUGCCAGCGCCGGCCCGGGCGCAGACGAUAGCGAAGGCGAUAGAGUCGGCGGAACGGGAGCCGACCACCUCAACCACGGCAUCGAGCGUUCGGAUCCAGUUGCUAUUGUCGGCUUACAUGAUCAGCAAGCAGGAGAUGAACAGCGGUUGCUCAACCUGCCUUCCUGGCGCAGUGAACAGCCAGGGCAGCGCGCACGCCACUCACCCUCAGAAUGGUGGCCUGCACGUUAGCCACAAACCGGACGAGAACGAGCUCCCGGCGUCGGCACCGACAGUCAACUACCAAGAGCGGGUGCACAUGGCGGCAGAACUACAUGUAGGCAACGGCCACGGCCAAGGGGACUCCAAGCCCCCGGCUUCUGGAGGGGGAAAGACAGCGUGUUAA
Messenger RNA from Hirsutella rhossiliensis, 696 nucleotides. RefSeq lists its product as uncharacterized. The coding region runs from base 1 to 696 and encodes 231 amino acids. The transcript has a single exon. The record is from RefSeq and is a predicted model, not a curated record. NCBI's taxonomy places the organism in Eukaryota, Fungi, Ascomycota, Sordariomycetes, Hypocreales, Ophiocordycipitaceae.